Messenger RNA from Chroicocephalus ridibundus (black-headed gull), 6248 nucleotides. It is a transcript of the gene NOL6, whose product is annotated as nucleolar protein 6. Gene Ontology annotation, cellular component: small-subunit processome; UTP-C complex; CURI complex. The transcript is spliced from 26 exons. The coding region runs from base 83 to 3493 and encodes 1136 amino acids. Gene Ontology annotation, biological process: rRNA processing; tRNA export from nucleus. NCBI's taxonomy places the organism in Eukaryota, Metazoa, Chordata, Aves, Charadriiformes, Laridae. The record is from RefSeq and is a predicted model, not a curated record.
AAGCGGCUCUGUGACGCCGGCAGGGUGCGUGCCGCUGCACGUGGUGACGGGGCCCACGCGCGCGACUGUAGCGGUAGCGGCCAUGGCGGGCUCUCCGGAGGCGACAGAGGAGGAGGCGACGGCGCCGGGCCGGGAGCUCCCCGCUGGGGGCGCGGCGCGGGGCGGGAAGAGGGCCGCUCCGAGCGGGCCCGGAGCCUUGCAGCCGGCCAAGCUGAGCCGGGCCGAGCUCUACAAGCCGCCGACUAGUGAGGAGCUGAGCCAGCUGAAGGAGACGGAGGACCUCUUCCACUCCAGCCUGCUCCGCCUGCAGAUAGAAGAGCUUCUGAAGGAGGUGACAUUGAAGGAGACAAAGAAGAAGAAGAUUGAUGCCUUCCUCCAUGAGAUUAACAGCUUGCUGAGUGCCAUCCCAGAGACUCCAGAAACUGAACUCACUGACCAGGCCUGGCUUCCCAAGGGUGUGAAGGUCCCAUUCCUGCAGGUGCCGUUCAGCGUGAAGGGGAGGUUCCGCUUCAUGCCUCCAACUGAGCUGAAGGUGGUGGGCAGCUACCUGCUGGGCACCUGCAUUAAGCCAGAGAUCAAUGUGGACGUGGCAGUGACCAUGCCGCAGGAAAUCUUCCAGGACAAAGACAACCUGAAUCAGCGCUACCACCGGAAGAGAGCUCUGUACCUGGCCCACAUCGCCCAGCACUUCUCCAAGGAGAAGCUCUUUGGCAGCGUGAAGUUUGCCUACAUGAACAGCAACCAUCUUAAGCCCAUCCUGCUCCUGAGGCCCCAAGGCAAGGAUGAGAAGGUGGUCACUGUCCGAAUCCAUGCCUGUCCUGCCCUGGGUCUCUUCAAACCCAGCCGCUUCUAUCCCAACAAGAACAAUGUCCGGACAGCCUGGUUCAUGGAGCAGAGCACCCCUAAAGAAGGAGCCACUGAGCCCCCAACCCCACACUACAACAACUCCAUCCUCUGUGACACGGUGAUGCUCUCUCAUCUGCAGUUCUUGUCUAGCGCAGCCACUGACUUCCCAGGCAUGAAGGAUGGCCUGGCCCUUCUCAAAGUUUGGCUGAACCAGCGGCAGCUCAGCAAGGGCUUGGGGUGCUUCAGCGGCUUCUUGGUCUCCAUGUUGGUUGCCUACCUGCUGAUGAAACGCAAGAUCGUCAAGAUGAUGAGUGGGUACCAGGUGCUGAGGAGCACCCUACAGUUCCUGGCCACCACUGAUCUGAGCGUGACAGGGAUCAGCCUAGCAAAGGAUGUGGAUGCCUCCCUGCCUGUCCUGGAUGACUUCCACCAGGCAUUUGAAGUGGUUUUUGUGGAUCCCUCUGGCCUGGUGAACCUCUGCGCUGAUAUGACUGCCAGCAAAUACCACCAGGUUCAGUUUGAAGCCAAACACUCCAUGGAAAUUUUGGAUGAUCGGAUGGUGGAUGGUUUUCAGGCGCUGCUCAUGACCCCAAAGCCCAUGCUCAGAACCUUUGACCACGUCUUCCACCUGAAGCAUGUCUCCAAGCUGCAGGGUGCCUGCAAGAAGAUGCAGCUGCUGAAUGAGCUGAUGGAUCGGGGUGGGAACUACAUGGCUGCAGCCCUUCCCUUCAUUGUCUCGCUGCUGGCCCGUGGGCUGGCUGAGAGAGCGCUGCUUGUGGCUCACUCCUUGCCCCAGAUCCCUGAGUGGCCAAUUGAUGCGGAGCCCCCAAAACACAAGGAUGUUGGGCCCCUGACAUUUGGGCUCCUGUUUGUCCCCGAGUUUGCUGCCAGCACACUGGAGAAGGGACCACAGGCUGAUCACCCCGAGGCCUUGGACUUCCGGACCUUCUGGGGGGAGAAAUCAGAGCUGCGGCGGUUCCAGGAUGGCAGCAUCUGUGAGGCGGUGGUGUGGGAGGCCGACACCAUCUGCCAGAAACGUCUCAUUCCUGAGCAGAUUGUCAGGCACCUGCUGAAGCUCCAUGCAGACAUUCCUGAAGCCUCCAUCUGCUAUAUGGGAGCUCUGCUGGAGUCUGUGAUCAGGACUGGGCAAGAGGUUUCAGGGACAGGUGAGGAGGCCAUGGUCAGUGUCAUCUGCUCCUACGACGACCUGAGCCGCAAGCUUUGGAACCUGAAGGAGCUACCGCUGACGGUGACGGCUGUGCAGGGUGUCCAUCCAGCCCUCCGGUAUACGGACGUCUUCCCUCCCAUUCCCAUGAAGCCAAUUUAUUCCUUCCACACCCGAAUCAGGACCAAGAACUUGCUGCUUCCCUCAGAGGAGAAGCCCUGCCCAGCCUACAUAUCCCCUUUGAAGAUUGUCUGCCAUAUGGAAGGCAGUGGCCAGUGGCCGCAGGACAAAGAUGCCAUCAAACGCAUCAAGGCGGCCUUCCACCUCCAGUUGGCUGAGCUCCUCGAGCAGCAACACCAGCUAGUUUGCAGACCAGCAGUCACCCACACUGAUGUGUACAAGGAUGGCUACGUUUUCCGUCUCCAAGUAGCCUACCACCGGGAGCCCCUGAUCUUGAAGGAAGUGGUGACCCCAGAAGGGAUGCUCAAGUACCAGGACACAGAGGAGUCUCGGCAGUUGGAGCUGGAGACAUUGCAUCUGCCUUAUCUAACCAGCUCCCUGCAUGGGCUCCAGCAGCAGCAUCCCGUCUUCGGCAGCACUUGCCGGCUGGUCAAGCGCUGGAUCAGUGCCCAGCUCCUAAGCGACAACAUCUCUGAAGAGUGUGUGGACCUCCUUGUGGCGUUUCUCUUUCUCCACUCAGCCCCCUUCACACCGCCUAGCUCUCCCCAGGUGGGGUUCCUGCGCUUCCUCGACUUGCUGGCAACCUUUGACUGGAAAAACAACCCUCUGAUUGUUAAUCUGAACGCUGGCCUUACAGAUGCUGACUGCACUGAGAUCAAGAACAAGUUUGUGGCUGCUCGCCCUCGCCUCCCUGUCAUGUUCAUCGCCACCCCCAAAGACCAGUGGAGCUCCAUGUGGACCCAAGAGCAACCCUCAGCGCAGAUUUUGCAGCGCCUUCUUGUGCUGGCCUCAGAGUCCCUCCGCGCCCUGGAGGAGCAGCUCAUGGACCCACUCAACAGCCAGGAUGUGAAGAUGGUCUUCCGCCCUCCUUUGGACUUUUACGAUGUUCUAAUCCACCUGAAUCCAAACCAGAUUCCUCGGCAUCUGGAGAGUGUGGACCGGCCACUAAAGUCGUUUUCCCGGGGCGUGGUGAAGAACAGCACUGCCAUGAAGAUCCUCUUUCCUGUGGUGGACUAUGACCCCGUACAGUGCUACCUCCAGGAGCUGAGAGAUGCCUUCAGUGAUCUCGCCUUGUUCUUCUAUGACAAGCAUGGUGGGGAAGUGAUUGCAGUUUUGUGGAAACCUUUGAGCUUUCAGCCUCAGCCUUUUAAGGUCUCCAACAUGAAAGGAAGGAUGGUGACAACUCUGAACAACGAGCUGGUCUGUGUUCCCAAUGUGGAGGCGAUUCUGGAGGACUUCGAGGUUUUGGGAGAAGGCCUGGUCAAAAGUGUGGAAGCUCGUACAGAGAAAUGGACUAUCUGAGGCCACUGAGAGGUGUCAGAGGGACCCGUCCUGAAGCAGAGUUUGUUCACUAUGGGACUGUUCCUUUUUAUAAAUCAGUCCUAGGAAACACUUUCAGCUUUUUAAAUCCCAGAACUGUGUGUUUUACUCUAUUUAUCUUUAUAUGCCUUGUCUGGAAAAGCAAAGGGAUCUGUUAUUGUUUUCAAGAAUACAAAUGCCUUUUUAUUUUGAAGAAAAUAUAAAGAUGGGAUAAAGUUUUUGAAAGUGUUCGUGUUCAUUGUAGGAAACAAAGCUGUGUUCAUGUGAAAAUGUCAAGGCAUGAAAAUUCUGGCUGAGGUGUGCAUUGCGAAGGCAGUUUCCUAGUUAAAUAGAGAGUUCUUAACAGCUGCUGUUACUCCAGUGGUUAGCAAAACCAAAGAAAUACUGAGACAUUCAAAAAUGACCAGGUUAUUCUCCUCAAUUCAGCCCUGAUGAGACACAUCUGGUGUGCUGUUCCCAGUGCUGCGCUCUCCAGUAAAAGAGACAUGGACACGCUGGAGCAGGUCCAGUGAAGGGCAUGGAAGACAAUAAAGGGGUUGAAGCCUCUCAUAUGAGGGGAGGCUGCGAGAGCUGGCUGGGAUUGUUCAGCCUGGAGAAGAGAAGGCUCAGAGGGAUCUUACCAAUGUGUAUAAAUACCUGAUGGGGAGUAGAGAAGACACUUCUUAAUGGUGCCCAAUGAUGGAAUGAGAGUCAUAAAUUGAAAUGCAGGAAAUUCGACUUAAAACUUUUUUUUGUGCGGGUGGUUGAACACCGGCACAGUUUGGUGAGGGGGAGUGGUGGAGUCUCCAUGCUGGAGAUACUCAAAACCCAACUGGACACGGUUCUGGGCAGCUGUGUGUAGGUGACCCUACUCUGAGCAGGAACUUGGACUAGGUGAUCUAGAGGUGCCUUCCAACCUCAGCUAUUUGGUAGUAUUUCUCCUGUCUGAAAUGAUCAUCAGACUCCUGAUGGGGAAAGAGAGGGAGCAAAUGCACUACUUCCAUCCCCUUUUCUGAUAGAAGCAGCACACAUGUUCCAACAGCAAAGUAUGGGUGAAUCACAUAAAGAGUAAAUAAAACAAAUUUGGUGACGGCAGAUAUUGCAGAAACCAAAAAUAGAUGAAGCUUGGGACGGCAAGUGGAAGUUCAGACAGUUUGAUAACUGUAGACAGUUGUUACUUUGUAAGUAGCGUUUCAGGUAGGAUGUUAAGACUUACUGGCCUCUCCUGCUGUUGGAAUUGAGUCCGAGGCUUUGUGGAGGAGAUCCACGACUUGAUUUUUCAGAUGUUUUCUCUGAAGCAUUGGAAAGCAGGCUGUGUCAGAGAUGCAGCACUGGGCUGAGAUACUGCCGACCUAGUGCCCAUUGACCAGCUUUUGGAGGUGCAGUGUAUCCUAUGGGACAGAUACAUGUGGGCAGCAUCCUUGGUUUUGGGCUGUGGGUAUAUCUCCUGUAUUAAAAUCACAAGAAGCAUUUUUCUCUCUUCCCUAUGCCAGUGGCUGAGGGAGGCUGUAGGUAAAAUCCCUUGCCCAUCCUUUGCAACAGCCUUUUGAGUACACUUAAAAUGAAAACAUCAAAUGCACUUAGAGGGCAAAAGAGAUACCAAACCCGAGAACAAAGCAGCACUUUCUGUUGCUACCAUGACCCCUGCAGCCUAAGAAGCUGCUGACAGGUCCAUUAGCAAACAAGACGCAGGCAGUGAUUUCGACAAGUUUCAGAAGUAGUUAAUUAAGGAUUACUUUUUAAGCUUCUCUUUGUUCUGUUUUAUCAUCCUUUAGAUGUUGGAGUCACCCAAUCUGCCUUCAGUGAUGGCUGUAAUUUUCCUCAGUAGUCAGAUUGUUCCUGCUUUUCGUGCCUAUCUGCUUUCACUCCGAACGUGCAGUUUGACAUUGUGAUCCUGUAAAUUUGCCAGCACAGUGAUUGGACAGCACACGAGUUGCCGCACCGGUUACCUGUGCCAGAGCUCUGCCUGUUCCCUCCACGCCCAUCUUGCCCUCGUUUUUCCCCGUGUUGUAUGUUGCAGAUGUAAAUGGUUUUGGGCCGGGGUGCUCUCCUUGCCGCAUAUAUGCGUGCUUUUCCCUAGGGUAGAGGUGUGUGCUGCUGCUCGCGUUAGUUUGCAGGGGAGCAGAACACUUCCAGCCCUGCUGCUGCACCAGGUAGAAAGAAAGGUCCUGCUCCCCUGUCCCCGGGGCGUCACAGGACGCAGCCCCUCACUGGCUUAUAUGCUGCCUGGCAAUAUUUAUGGAGAGACAGCCUCUGCUUUUGCUUCCGGGCUGUGCCGUAAUCCACCCUGCCUUCUCCUCCCCAGCCCAGCUGCCAUGGUGGGGUAGCUUGUGUGGUAUGUGAAGGAUAUACCCUGUAGGGGUAACCCUCCAGCACCUCUGCUUUUAUCCGCUUCUGUUGCGCUGGCAGGUAUCGUAUUGCCGCUCCUUUUCCUUUUUGCCUUUAAAAAGACAUAAAACUAUGCGUAGCUUCAAUCUACUGUGUGUUGGAUCUCCUCCCUGCUCCUCCAUCCUUGGGUAAAACGCCAUCGUUUGCAGCAUGCAGCAAAGGGCCAGGAAGUCUCUAGGCCAGCCUUCCGCGAAAAUAACAUUGCCAAGUUAACUGAUGAUAAAUGGACUCACUCCGUAAUCAAACCCUCAUACAAGUAGCAACCUGCUCGUGUUUCACAAGGCAAUGCCACUGUGCUUGGUAGCCAGAUGUGAGCCUAGGUCGGGCCUGUGCUGCAGAUGUUUGCUGGUGUAAAGGUCUGAUUUCAUGA